AUGGCAGGCUACAAACAAGGACAGACCGUUCGGUACAAGCCCAUCGGCGGUCCCGACUCCAAUACGCCCGAGAGCGUUGGAAAGAUCAUGAAUGUUCUCACCGAGCCUGGCCAACAGGCCGGCCGGAACGUGCAGGCGAGCUCCGACAACCCGCGGUACGAGAUCGAGAACUCAAACACUGGAAAGACGACGACCGUCUAUGAGUCAAACAUCCUCGGUGUCGAGUGAGAUGGAUAGGAGAGGGGUCGGCUACGUGAUGUAGCCUUUCAUUGAAUAUGUAUGAUUAAGUUCUGCAGGGAAUAGCCAAAUGCAUGGAGUUAAACACCGCAUGUCCGCACAUCCUCCUCGAUUGGACUAAUUGUGCCCCCUUUGCCUCCUUCAUGUUUGCCCAUUUUUGGAGUUCUUAGGGGCUUAUAUGAGAUUUUCAGCCUGGUUCAUACCUCAUCAGCGGUACAGAACCACCGCAGCCGGCAUAUUCACAUAUCUGAGACAAAAUACCUAGCCACUGCAGCUGCUGAGCACAAGGCUCGUACAUAAGUGUUCCAGGAAUACGAAUCCAAUGAACCAGUCAAAUCUAGUUCGCCCUCCUCCCCUAUCCUGUUGUUUCCCAGCAAUGCGAGUGCCUUUUGAGCACUCAGGUGCAGACCGCCGAG
Canariomyces notabilis is the source of this 653-nucleotide messenger RNA. RefSeq lists its product as uncharacterized. Bases 1 to 228 code for a protein of 75 amino acids. Lineage: Eukaryota; Fungi; Ascomycota; Sordariomycetes; Sordariales; Chaetomiaceae. The record is from RefSeq and is a predicted model, not a curated record. The transcript has 3 exons.